AUGUUGACUCGGCUUUUCCCGCCCGGGCUCACGACCUUGGCGUGCAGACUGGUCGUGCAGUCUGGUGAGAGUCUGAGCCUCUCGAGGCCCCCUUUGCUCCUGGGGAAUCUAAGCCCAGGGCUGCCCAGGUGGGUCGCGCUCCCCUUUACCAGUGGCUGCGCUGAUGAAGAACGGGUUCCCUGGGCCCUAGCCCAGGGAGGGCUGGAGCACACAGGGGCCGGCCAGGCCGUGCGUCACCCCAGGAGCCAGAUCUCAGCCGCGGCAGGGACAAGAGAGAAGGAGGGCAGGAAGAGAGCCUGGCCCGGGCUCACCUGCCUCCUGGAAGGGCCAUCCUGCUCUGUCAGACCCGGGCUCCCUACCCUGCCCUGUUUCUCACUGGCCCAGAAGGGGAGGGCCGCUCCCAAAUUUACUGCAGACCACUAUAGACCGUGUGGUCCUCGGGGUUGCCUCUGUCUAGGCUGCUGGGUUCCCCUUCCUUACAGGGAACGCCCUGUUUGGUGUUCAGCUGGACAUCGGAAUGGAGUUUCUGGCUUUGGGUUGAAAAGCAGCGUCUUAGCCAACAGCUGGCUGGGAGGUGUUCCUGGGAGAGGUGCUGGCUGUGCGUGCUGGACCAGCGGCUUCCCGGGGCGGGAGAGGGAGCUGAGGCAGCCCCAUCUGGGGUCCCAGCCUGCCGGCCCAGCUUUGCAGGUGACGCCGCCAUGA
This is a messenger RNA of Rangifer tarandus platyrhynchus (Svalbard reindeer), 702 nucleotides long. The record is from the annotation of a GenBank genome assembly. NCBI's taxonomy places the organism in Eukaryota, Metazoa, Chordata, Mammalia, Artiodactyla, Cervidae.